Messenger RNA from Symbiodinium natans, 762 nucleotides. The record is from the annotation of a GenBank genome assembly. NCBI's taxonomy places the organism in Eukaryota, Dinophyceae, Suessiales, Symbiodiniaceae.
AUGCUGACAGCAGCGGCGCUGGCCGGGAGCGCCGUGUUCGGCUACAACCGCGAGAACUUCCAGUUUGACAAGAAGCAGACGCUUGAGAGAGAGGGCCUGCGAUGGGGCAUGCAGCUCAAGCGCUUUCAACUCUUUCGGGACGACGUCCGGGAUUUGGUCAACCUCACGGUGGACCGAAUGGACGUCUACCACCUGAUCGGGGCGCUGUUCAUGAAGUUCUGCAUCAUCGUCUUCUGCAAAGGGCGGAUACAGGCAUCUGCUCCGCCCUUCGUGCUGCACCUCUUCCAGCUGUCCAAUGCGUGUGCCUUCCUGUACUUGUUGCUGGCCGUUUGGCUGAGCAUGCACGCUUCGAUCGCGUCCCACAGCUUUGGGGUGAAGAUGCUGACCCGCUUCGUGCGCCUGCCGAUCCCCACGCAGAACCAGAUCUUGGCCCUAAAGGCAAAGCUGGUGGACUUCGAGCAGCAGGGCGUCGCGAAUAUGCUGCGCCUUCCCUUCCAAGAUCACAAGGUGCGGGCAGAGUCGGUGGAAAGUUUGGGGUGCAAUCUGUGCGAUUUCCGUAGCAUCGCGGCCGUGUGGCGGCUCUACUCCGGACUCCUUCGGAUAGUAGAUGCCGCCCUUUCUGAAGAUGACAUCUGCCAGAUGUUCUCGCGCUCCCUUUUCGAGUCUUCCUUCCUCGUUUCUAUAGACCUCUUGGUCAUUCUACCUGUACGACGACUGGGAGCAGAUGCAUGGGAAAGCUUCCGAGGAGGCGCCUUCCGGUGA